Messenger RNA from Xyrauchen texanus (razorback sucker), 6737 nucleotides. It is a transcript of the gene rrp15, whose product is annotated as ribosomal RNA processing 15 homolog. Gene Ontology annotation, biological process: maturation of 5.8S rRNA; maturation of LSU-rRNA. Gene Ontology annotation, cellular component: preribosome, large subunit precursor. The record is from RefSeq and is a predicted model, not a curated record. NCBI's taxonomy places the organism in Eukaryota, Metazoa, Chordata, Actinopteri, Cypriniformes, Catostomidae.
AAGUAGAGAAGACAAUAGCUAUGAAAGAGAUUAUGGCAGUAGUGUAUUUUGAUAUAGAAAAAGCGUAUGACACGGUAUGGAGAGAAGGGUUGUUAAUUAAAGCUUCAAGGAUAGGAAUAGAUGGGAAUAUGUAUAAUUGGUUAUCUCAAUUUCUGUUUGAAAGAACAUUUGUAGUUCAAGUGGGAGGGUGUCAAUCUUUAAUUUAUAAAGCAGAAAAUGGUAUUCCUCAAGGGAGUGUUGUAAGUCCAAUUCUUUUUAAUAUCAUGAUUAAUGAUAUUUUUGACAAUUUAGGAUAUGGUGUGGGAUGUGCACUGUAUGCUGAUGAUGGGGCUAUUUGGAAGAGAGGAAGAAAUUUCAAACAAGUGAUGUCAGAUGAAGACUAUGAAUAUUCUGAUGAUGGUGUCAGUGAGCACGAGGAGACCGCAGGGAGUGAUGGAGAUAAGGAAGAAGAGCAGAAUGGAGAUGCAGAGGAAAACGACAAUCCCAAUGCUGGAUGGGCUGAAACCAUGGCCAAAAUCUUGGGGAAGAUCACUGAAAGCAAACCAAGCAUCCUCCUGAAAAAUAAAGAAAUGAACAAGAUCAAAGACAAGAACAAGAAAGAGUGGCUUGAAAAAAAGAAACAGGUAUUGAGUGGCCAUCUGAUCAAUUCUACUUUAACGUGCCGGGAGAAGCCUGAUGUGGUUAGAGGCCGAGACCAUGAGAGGAAUCUACAGAGAACUGCAACAAGGGGUGUAGUGCAGUUGUUCAACGCGGUAAAGAAACAUCAGAUGAACGUGGAUCAAAAGAUGAAGGAUGUCGGCGGUUCAGAGAGAAAGAAAGCCAAAAUUCUGUCCUCGUCUAAGAAAGACUUUAUUGAUGUUCUACGAGGAGCAGACUCACCUGCCAUUAAGAAAGAAAGAAAAGCGACAGCAGAAGUGAAGGUGGAGAAUCCAGCCUGGAGUGUGCUGAGAGAUGACUUCAUGAUGGGCGCCUCCAUGAAGGACUGGGAUAAAGAGAGUGAUGAAGAGGCAGGAGGAGACCAGGAUCCUGAUGAGGACUGCAGAAGUGAAUCAGACUGAUUGCAUAUGUGCGUCAUCAGCGCAUACAGACUGUACCAAGAGCUAAGUCUCUACACGAACCAGAGUUCCCUGUUGCUGGGUCACAUUUGGCUGCCUGUGGAAUUAAGUGAGACGCUGGUUUGUGCUGUUUGAACUGGAUCUGUUCAUAUGUCCUGCAAACAGGGUCUUUAUUGAUGAAUCCUGCAACGUUUUGCCUAAACCGUCUACUAUUUCUGUUUAUACUACAGGGCUGUUGAAUGCUUGAUUCUGAUUGGUUGAGAACGUUCUAAGGUGUGCAAUUAUUUUCAGGGAAACCCACGGCUAAAGUAGUUCCAGGCAGGUCUUGACCGCAUUACAGUUCCAUAUCACUUCGCGUAGUCAACUGUAAUAACGGAAAAUAGGAUACAAUUCAUAACAAGAAGUGACAGCGACAAAUCCACUUCAACUUCAAGAGGAAAAAAAUGACAGACUAUUUUGAUAUUUCCGAAGUAAAUUUUAAUAUUUAUGGUCAACAUAAACAUUUUAACAACUGGGCGACCGCAGUAUUGGAUAGCUCAGAUGAAAAAACAAAUAAACGGAAGAGGACAUCAAAGGCAGCCGGCAACAACAAAAGACAUAAAACAAUCAGCGAAGAACAGCUAGACCGACUCGAGGCUGAAAAACAUGAAGAAAACACCAAAAAAACAACAGCUUGGGCUGUCAAUGUGUUUAACAUGCAGUUUAAUUUUAAUAAAUAAAUUCGUUCGAAUUAACGAAUGAAUUAUAACGUAUGAAUUAAUAAAUAAAUAAUAUGACGCACAUGAUUUUCUGUCUCAUUAUUGCAACCUCUGUCUCUCUAAUAACUACACUAAUAACUGUAUUAGUCUGCUGUCAGUGGGUCAAACCUCCGUUACUAACUCUAAAAUGGCGUUUUGGAAUUAGCAACGGAGGCAUGGGAUUAGAUGCGUAAGAAAUUAGUCCUACAUACAAGAGCGUUUUAAUGACAAAAACUUGACAAACGUCUAGAAUCACAUCAUCUGAACAAUGUUUCGAGGUGUGGUAACUGUAGUAUAAGCGGAAUUAUUGACUCCGGGCCGUUGAAUUAUUAGAAAAAUAAUGCACACCCGAGGUGUAACGGCUGCUUCGCAUCGUGACCGCAUUACCACCCCGGGUGUGCAUUAUUUUUCUAAUAAUUCAACGGCCCGUCGUCAAUUAUUCCUUACAUAUAGUCAUUUUUUCCAUAUGUUUUGCAAGUUGCCUAAUAAAUAUUUUUUACAUUUGUCAGAUGUUUUCAUAGUGAUGUGUCCAGUAUGUUGCUGUUAAGUGUGUGGUAUGGAGAAUUUCGAGAUGUUCACUUCAUAGCAUUAUGAGAACGGGCCAGAUAUUUCAUAAUUUCAGUAAGGGGUUGACUGAGUAACUUUAGCCUUUAUGAAAUGUUUGUUGCCAUGUUCUUUUUGCCUUGUAUUGGUCAUUUGGAUAAGUUACGUUUUAAGUUCAGGUUUAAGUUAAAAGGAAAAAUGAUCCACAUGCGUAGAUUUCUGCCCAUUACCCAGAUUUCGCGCUGCAUGUAAACACUUAGCCGACGUUCUUCAAAACAACACAAAGCAUUAAAUUCUGGAGAUUUAUAUUUUCUUGAGUACAUUUCUAAAAGAGGCCAUUUAGACUAGUGUCACAAAUGAACUUUUCUAUUAAGGGGCAACAUUUGCCCCCUUGGAGUUGUUUUUUAGAGGAAUUUUUAUUUUCUAACCAUACAAAAUGACAAUAUGAAGUAAAUUGUGUUCAGAGAAACGGAUUGGUUGCCUAUAAAUUAAAAUGAACAUCAAAUAAUUGCAUGUGAUAAAUAGUGUACUAGGUCUAGAAUAGAAAAACAAAUAUAUUUGAUGGUACAAAUAAGAAAAAUAAAUGCCACUUUUUGCCCCAACAUUUUAUUUGUUGGGGGACUUCUUUGUCACCUUCAGUGAAAUUUCUACACCAAUCAUCUAUGUGAUUAUCUAAUCAGCCAAUCAUGUGGCAGCAGUGCAUAAAAUUAUGCAGGUAUGGGUCAGAAGCUUCAGUUAAUGUUCACAUCAACCAUCAGAAUGGGGAAAAUGUGAUCUCCGUGAUUUGGAGCGUGGCAUGAUUGUUGGUGCCAGACGGGCUGGUUUGAGUAUUUCUGUAACUGUUGAUCUCCUGGGGAUUUCACACACAACAGUCUCUAGAAUUUACACCGAAUGGUGCCAAAAACAAAAUAUCCAGUGAGCAGCAGAUCUGUGGACUGAAACACCUUGUUGAUGAGAGAGGUCAACAGAGAAUGGCCAGAGUGGUUGGAAUUGACAAAGUAUACAGUAACUCAGAUAACCGCUCGGUGAAAUUGUUGUGAGAAGAAUGUGUCAGAAUGCUAUUCUAAGAUGUGGGUUGUUUCUGUUUUGGUGGCACGAGAGGGACCUACACAAUAUGAGGCAGGUGCUUUUAAUGUUGUGGCUGAUCGGUGUAAGUAAGCCAUUUGUGGGUUUACCUUCCCCAAAAGUAUAAACACUGAACCUCCCAGGCAGUCAAAAUAAUGUUUACAUUUUGAGCGGCCCACUCAGCUCCACCCAUCCCUUUUUAGCUCAACCUAUAGCAUGAGUUUGGGGCGUGGCUUCUUGUAGUAAACUGUUCAACGGGAGAACAUGAACAUCCAUGGCACACGUGUUACAGAGGAAACGAAACUUAGCUUCGGCAAAAUUCAGAGACUUGCUAGAGACAAAGAGACAUAGUGGAGGAAUUUUUGGGAUUUGAUUCUUGCGAUUAGAUUCAUGUUGUAUCUCGACAGGUAAACUACACUCUGGUAUUGCCACACAAGUUAGCUCAUUACUGUUGAGCUUCAGAUAAAUUCGUAAACUUGAAGGUGAGUAACUGAUUUUUUUUUAACUAUCCAAUUAAGAUUUUUUAACUUACUGACAUUCUUUAAAAAGUUAACAUAUUUUUUCUAUAUUAUAAAUAAAUUAAGAGUGCAGCCCGCAAGGGUACAGGGUUCCAGCGACCCCUGACCUUUCCGAAGUGGAGUAGCCCUGGUCUAGUGUGUCAUUAUAAGGCUACACCUGCCGAACCGUCAAAUCUGGGAAAAAAUUGGCAGUGUGUGUUUGUGUCUUUUGCUUAAGUUUUUCAUUAAACUAUUAUUUAUAUACACGCUGUUUCUUGCCUCCUCCUUGCCAGUCUAAAUCCCUUUACGCUUGACGGACAGCUGCCCGUAAACAAUCUCUCUCUCCUCGCACCACCAUCCGCAGUUGGCCUUUAUCCCUCUCGGAGGCUUAAUUAGCCUGAUAAGGGGCGGGGUGUGCAGAAUCGCGACCGGCCCUGCCCUCCGCCCUGUCACAUACAUAUGUAUAAAACAAACAGCUUUGUUGACUAAAGAAUGUUUUGAGUGGAUACAGUGACACCUGUGACGGAGAGGUUUGGCGAGCUUUGUGUGCACACAUUUUAAGUUUGUACAUUUGUACAGAGAUGAUUUCACCUCUAAAGAACUAAAUUGGGCCAAAAAAUUGCCAAAAAAAUGACUAAAACAACAUUUGCAACAAGUGGGGUGGGCGUAGAUUUAAACUUCAAUUAGUUCUGUCUAUUGUACAUAACAUGUUAUGAAACUAUAGUUAUUUAGUCAUCAUGCGCAGAAGAUAUUUUGUUCUCCUUACAAAAGCAUUUUUAUAUUGAUAUUUGUUGACCAAUUCUGAAAUGUUUGUAUCAUGAAAUCAAAGCUAAUAUUAUUCAGUUAAAUGUGUUUUGGUGGCUUUUUAUGUUUAUCAGAAUUCUGAUUUAAUUAGUUAUGACUUCAGCGUUUCUUCAGGGUUUUUUGUUUUCACUGAGUGCUGUUAUGUUGUUUUAUUAUUAUUAUUAUUAUAUAAUGAUCAUCUUAUAAAAAGAGUAAAAAUAAAUUACACUAAAAGAUAAAAGAAAGGGAAUUAAGUGUCAGGAGUAUUACAAAAGAUAAAACAAUUAUCAAAGGAAAAAAGAUAAAAGGAUUAACAAGUUUGUUUGUGCGAUUGUUUGUCUGAUCCCUGCUCAAAGAUUGGAAGUGACCCCCUGUUUGGAGGUCUCCAGCAUGCAGCUAUACCUACUUGGAUUGGUUCAGUGUCUGUUAGCAAUCUGUUAUCUAGAACAAAACUUGCUACGGAGCAGGUUAGCCGUGUACAGGGCCGUAGCUAGUGGGGUGAAAGUUGGUAACGAAUCCAGGGGCCCAAAGGUCCAGGGGUCCCAUAACGAAUUUGAAACUGUAUUAUUUUAAGAGGAAAAGGGUCCAGAGCAAUAUAUAGCCCAGAAUUCUUUGCUACGUCCCUGGCUGUGUAGUGUAAGUUACUAUGGCGAUGAACGCAGCUAAAAGCCGUCCAACCUUCAUGGUACCUAAAACCCAACGUUAACACAAACUUAACUGAACGUUUUCCCUCUGAAGCUGGCUUCAUGGUACAGGCUCCUGGUGUGUUAAACUGCUUUCACUUGUUCCUUUAAACAGUGUAAGAAAACGGCAUUCUCGUUGACAUGAUGUAGCCUAUCAGAGCGCCGCUUUUUGGAAAAAAAAAACGUUUUUAAGAACGUGUAAAUGUGGUGAUUGUCAUCGUUAGAAACUAUGUUUAUCCUUGCUGCAAGUAAACCCAUAGUUAAAGUAGUAUGAGCUGUACAAUACUUUGUGCACUAAAGAGUGUAGAGUUUCAGUGAACACAGCCUUUGACGUCAAAGGAAAAAAAGUGGGAAGCUUUGAUCAUUCUAUUUGCGUUGAUAAGCGUGAGAAGCACUGGAGAAUCCUGUUCAUCCCAACAUCAGAAACGUUGUGUUCUGUCAUGUCAUGCCAUCUCUUGGGAGAAAGUUUUUAUACCACACGUCUUCAAUGGGAUAGGAUGGAGUAUAAAGUGGAACUGAGAAGGACUGUGUGCCUUGGUGUCCAAAUGUCUCCACUGUAUGUUUGUGAUUGUCAGUGCUGGUGAUGUUGAGCACAAGGUGGCGCUGCUGUCAAAGUAGUGUAAUGAUCUGCAGGUCAGUUCACAUUCUGACCUGUAUGGAGAAGCUCGUUCUAUAAAUGAGAACUGAACUCCCAUUGCAUCUAUACCUUCCAUCUUGAUAUGAGCAGGCCAUAUGGUGAUUUAUAUUAUCUUGAGCUCAUUAGGAUAGUGCUGACCUCUGCAUACCGGCGUUGUCGGGUUGCCAAGAGUUGUCACCUUUGGCUUUUGACCUUUUAGGGUGCAGUUGAUUCUAGACUUUCUCUUUAUCUCUCUCAGUCGAGCUCUGUGUACACUCCCAGUUGAGAUAUAUUUACCCAGCGUCUCGGACAGUACGCUGUCACUCUCAGAGUGUGCUUCAAGUAAAAUGUUCAUUUCUCACAUCAUCACUGUGACCUGCCCUCUCCAGGUCAUGUUGACACGCCACCCAAGAAUCAGUCAACCUCGCUGUCUGUCCUGUUUCUCCUCCACUACUCAUUUUUCACAUUUGAAGUAGAUUUCUGUUCGAUUUUUAACAUUAUAUUUGACAAAGAAAGUUGCAUUGUGAUGAUUGGAGUGUGACAGGGUUGAGCGUUUCAAAGCAAAAUAGCUGCUGUUAUCAAGGUUAUUGCUCUCCUGUCAUUUAAAUUAUCCAGUUUUAAUUAAAAUAAAGGUUUUUUAUACAAAUGUGAUUUAUCAUAUAUAUAUAUAUAUACAUACAGUGUGUUGCAAAACACAAUAUCAGUUCCUGUUCAAUAUAUUAUUUAACAUGACUAUUUUCUUGAGGUUAAUAAGUGAU